AUCACCAUCACCAGAUGCAAGGGCUUGUUUUCUACUUGUACGUGAUGGACCUCCGCCAUGAACCUGCGCAGCUGGACUGAGCAGCUUUUUCUCUCAAUUCAUUCGCUGUUGCAGGGAUAUCCUAAACUCAAUUGUCUCCAGUCCACCACCUAAACCAUGCGCCUUGAGCUAGUUCUUGAAGCAAAUGCCAAUGCACACUCGUACCGCCCGGGCGAUCAUGUACGUGGAGAGUUGCUCAUCCGGGGUCACGGACUCAAGCAGGCAUCAGAAAUCACUGCCAAACUUCAAGGUAAACUAAGUUUACACUCCAACAAGCGUCAAAACGGUGGAACCUCUUCCUCUACAUACACAGGGUCUCCAUGCAACAAGUCAGAUCAUGUGGUGCACACACUGCUCGAACAGUCCAAGCAGAUCAAACUCGCCACGAAAACCUCGACGUUCAAUCCACCAAGUUGCAAUCAUGACGCCGACUACUACGCCCCAUUUGACUUCACAUUCCCAAGCAGCAGCUGCCAAUGCCGUUGUCAACUACCGCCAUCACUCGAGACAUCAUCGUCCGGACACACGAUCAAGGUUGAAUAUGCCAUCACCGUGACAGUCCGACACCGUCUGCUCUGUCGAGUAUCGAGACUCAAAACUCUACGCCAAGUCAUAUCCUUCGAGUCAGAGCCUUCGAUCCCCGUCUUACCAACGUCGAAUAUUGGGUCCCUCUCUGCGAGCAAGCUGUUUCCAAAGCUUUACAAGGCUUUGGGUAAUCAGGGCGUCUCCAGGAUCAGAUCACGAUCUGAUGAGUGCCUACCUCAAUAUGAGCCUACGCUGCAGCUCGAGGUGCUACUUCCGUCACCACCCAUCCUGACCCCGGGGAGGCCGACGGAGAUGCAGCUAAUCAUGCAUACUCCGUCAGAGCUUGUCGCCAGCGAGAAUAUCUACAUCCGCAGUGUCGAAGCGCAGUUGGAGAGUUGUGUAGAAGCCAAAGUUGGACUGGUCACAAAGACUGCGACCGAGACACGGAGCGGCUGGAACUUGCAAGGACUGUUCCCUGUCAACAGAGAGCACUUUGAGGUGGAUUUAGGAACCUGGGGACAAUACCUGGUCAUGGAUGCAUUGCCAACGUGCAAGUCGUGCGUGCUGGACACGACGCAUUGGCUUCGCAUUUCGGUGGGGAUAUCUAUAGGCGGAAGCGAGAGGACUCAGAUUGUUGAGGCAUCGCUUGAGGUCAUCAUUAUCGGCGCACCACCUAGCUAUACUACAAACCCAUCGGUAUAUGUUUAAUAGAGGCAGAC
Molecule: messenger RNA, 1283 nt
Organism: Fusarium odoratissimum NRRL 54006
Lineage: Eukaryota; Fungi; Ascomycota; Sordariomycetes; Hypocreales; Nectriaceae
Exons: 4
Coding region: 157-1272 (371 amino acids)
Source: RefSeq, a predicted model, not a curated record